This is a messenger RNA of Tuber melanosporum (Perigord truffle), 1417 nucleotides long. RefSeq lists its product as uncharacterized. The record is from RefSeq and is a predicted model, not a curated record. Lineage: Eukaryota; Fungi; Ascomycota; Pezizomycetes; Pezizales; Tuberaceae. Gene Ontology annotation, cellular component: ARC complex. The transcript is spliced from 7 exons. Gene Ontology annotation, biological process: regulatory ncRNA-mediated gene silencing. The coding region runs from base 44 to 1417 and encodes 457 amino acids.
CGCAACAUCAACGAGACACGGGAAAGACAAAAUAAAAAUAAAAAUGUCCGAAUCUGCUGAGGCUUCUCUUUCUGAAGCUAUUGGGAAACUCGAGAUCGUUAAUGCCGGUGAGGAAUACGAAGACGAAGAUGUGCCUAAGCUUGAAGGUGUAAGGAUAGGUGAACUUGAAGACCAGCAGGCGCCUAAGAAGAAAAAGAAAAGAAAGAAGAAUAAGCCAAAGAAUCCUCGGCCUUCAGGAUUUGAAGAGCACCAUGUCGAAGGCCCAUUGACCCUUGACGCAGUUCUAGAAGAGCAGUCGCUUUAUCAUCCGACUAAGCCGUUUUCUGAGCGUAUCGAGAUAUGCAUUCAGCGCUACAAGGCCAAGCGUAAAUUCGAUACUCUCCGUUCCCAAAUAUUCACUACCUACUUGACUCUCGGUGGUAUCUCUACAGGCCCCAAGCAAUUCUCCGGAGGCCUAGACUACAGGCAGAAUGACCACUUGGAAAAAGAGCAGCUAGAAGCUAUGGCAGCGACGGAUUUUGUCUCGACUAACCUGGACGAAGACGACGAGUGGGAAGUUGACUUUCCAUUUGUUGUCCGCGGGUUCUUGUCCCAUAGAGUCCCCUACGUUCUCGGUUAUAUUGAAGUCGCACACUUGGAACUUGCUGCGCAGGUUGUUCGUAAUUUCCUCAACUAUGUCUUGUACCACAACGUGGCCCCCGAGCAUGCGGAUGGUAUCAAAGAGGCUAUUCAGAUCUGCGACCUUGCUGAGAAGGAAUUGGCUCUUUGUCGUCACACUUCCCAUCGUCUUCCAGGAAAUUUCAACAUGGCUUGCUCGACUCUUUUCGGCGGUCACUACGCUGGCAUGAAGGAUGAGACCCAGACUUGGGACACUCUCACCCCCCCCGUCGGCUUGACUACUCGGGAGGCUACCGAUAUCUUCAAUGCCUGUGUCCAAGCCCGUGGAACCCCUGAGCAGAAGGAGAUGGGUCUCGACGUGAAAAUUACCAAGGCAGAGUUCAUGGGUUUGGAAGUCAUUGGUAUCGUCUUCCCCAACCUUGAAAGGAAGAGGGGCAAAGAUGAAGCGAAAGCGGACGAGCCAGAAGGAAGCGAAACCAAUACCGAUGAGAACACCAACCCUGCCGCAAAGCCGUACGAGGCAACUGGACUCAAAGCUCUUGGUAGACUCCUCGUCAAGCCGUGGACUCCAGACGACGAAUUGCACCCCGAGACCGACCUCAUUGAGUUUGAAAUUUGGCUUGAGUUGGAAGUGCUCCAAUUCUGUUUCAGUGGAAUGCACCUCGAAGCUAAGGUCCAUAAACUUAACUCUGGAAUUUUCUGGAUCGACAGCGUUACUGCCGUCCAAUGCUCCUUCUACCUCCAGCUCGAUCCACCCGACAAAGCUGGUGACAACGCCAGCGACGAUGAUUUUGACUAG